AUGGGGCUGGAGAAUGGUAUUGACAAAGGAGUUGAUGAGGCGGACAUUAUCAAGGCCCUGAAGGGGCAUGUAAAAGAGGGUUACACGUUUAAUCCUGUAUCACCUUUAAAAGAGGAGAAUGAGUACUAUGUCAAGGCCCCCACUCUAUCUGAUAGAGUUCACUGCCUAGUUAGUGCAAUACCAGCUAAUAAACUACCUAUGAUGAAUGCCAACAAGAAUGAUGAGAAUAAUGAUGUUUUCAAGAAGAUGAGAGCCAUCAGACUAGCUGCAAGUUACAUGGGAAUUCCCCAAAUGGUUAUUCUCACCAAAGUGGAUUUAGCCUGUCCAUUGGUGAGGAAAGACCUGAAAAAGGUAUAUAGGAGCAAGUAUAUAAAGGAGAAGAUGGAGCAGUGUAGUAAUGAACUGGGGGUACCAGUGAACUGCAUUUUGCCUGUGAAGAACUACCAUGAGGAAAUCGACUUGGAUGAUGACAUGGAUGUGCUACUAUUGAGAUCACUGAAGCAGAUGGUGGACUUUGCAGAGAGCUUCAAGCUAUCACAAGCUGACUGAUGGAUGUACAGUACUCAAUCUACAGCGUGUCACUCUGUAAUACCUCCAUCUAAAGAAGCCCUGUUCACACCUGGUAUUUACACCUGACUUUUGUGAUCC
Messenger RNA from Salvelinus namaycush (lake trout), 648 nucleotides. Its product is annotated as interferon-induced protein 44-like. The transcript is spliced from 4 exons. Bases 1 to 549 code for a protein of 182 amino acids. NCBI's taxonomy places the organism in Eukaryota, Metazoa, Chordata, Actinopteri, Salmoniformes, Salmonidae. The record is from RefSeq and is a predicted model, not a curated record.